AUGUCCGCACGUGCUCUUGAAGCUCUCCGCAAGUUCACCGCCUGUGACAUUGGCGAUGCUCUCGUAAAGCUCAAGUACCCGCAGGGUGGCUUCCUCGACGGCAUCCGGAUGUUCUCCCCGGGCUCCGGCACCCGCAUCUUCGGCCCCGCAGUGACGGUGCAGAUGGUUGAGACGAGCGACACCUCGGCACCAAAGCUGGAAAAGCACUUCGUAGACCACAACGAGGAGGGCGGCGUCAUGUACAUCCAACAGCCGAAGGGGUUGCCCUCGGCCUGCUGGGGUGGAUUGAUGUCAACGCGAGCUAAAUACCUCGGCGCCCAGGGUGUCGUCAUAGACGGCCGUAUGAGGGAUGUUGGCGAGCACAACGAAAUGGGAUUUCCCGUAUUCGCCCAGGGAACUUCUAUCCUUGGAUCAAACACGUUCACGCGGGCGUCGAGAGUCAACGUACCGCUUCAGUUCAAGGGUGAUCUCUGGAUCAAUCCAGGUGACAUAUUAAUCGGCGAUGCGGAUGGUGUUGUCGUUACACCACCCUCGCUGGUCGAAAAGGUUGUUGCUCUUUGCCAGGAGCGUGCCGAGGUGGACGAGAAGAUGUUUGUUGAGUUACGGAAGGGGGCGGCAAUGGGAGACCUCAUCAAGAACGUAAGAAAGGAUAAAUAG
This is a messenger RNA of Colletotrichum karsti, 657 nucleotides long. RefSeq names its product DlpA domain-containing protein. The coding region runs from base 1 to 657 and encodes 218 amino acids. The record is from RefSeq and is a predicted model, not a curated record. NCBI's taxonomy places the organism in Eukaryota, Fungi, Ascomycota, Sordariomycetes, Glomerellales, Glomerellaceae. The transcript has 3 exons.